This is a messenger RNA of Vigna angularis (adzuki bean), 1754 nucleotides long. Its product is annotated as berberine bridge enzyme-like 21. Gene Ontology annotation, molecular function: oxidoreductase activity; FAD binding. NCBI's taxonomy places the organism in Eukaryota, Viridiplantae, Streptophyta, Magnoliopsida, Fabales, Fabaceae. The record is from RefSeq and is a predicted model, not a curated record. Bases 4 to 1632 code for a protein of 542 amino acids. The transcript has a single exon.
ACAAUGGCGAAGACUUGUUUGGUUUAUCUCUAUGGUGCUUCUCUUCUGCUAACGCUCUCCACAUCGUUGGCAGCACCAUCGUCAAAUCCCUCACUCUAUGACAAUUUCCUUCGCUGCCUCACACAACAAACAAAGUCCUCAACUCCACUCUCCAACAUAGUCUUCCCUCAAAACAACCCAGCCUUCCCCACCGUCCUCGAAAACUACAUCCGAAACUCACGUUUCAACAACUCCCAAACACCAAAGCCGUUACUCAUCGUCACUCCCCUCCAAGAAUCGCACGUCCAGGGCGCUGUAAUAUGCGCCAAAGCUGCAAACAUUCAAAUCAAAAUCAGGAGUGGAGGCCAUGAUUACGAGGGUAUCUCCUACGUCUCCCAGAAACCCUUUAUCAUCCUCGACAUGUUCAAUCUUCGUGCAAUCAAGGUGGACAUAACAAACCAGGUUGCUGUGGUCCAAGCUGGUGCCACGCUGGGAGAGCUUUAUUAUGGCAUCUGGAAGAAUAGUAAAGUCCAUGGCUUCCCUGCAGGGGUGUGUCCCACUGUUGGUGUCGGCGGCACUGUCAGUGGAGCGGGGUACGGUAACAUGUUGAGAAAAUAUGGCUUAUCUGUGGACAAUGUUAUUGACGCUCAGAUUGUUGAUGUCAAAGGAAAUCUUCUGAACAGAAAAUCCAUGGGGGAGGAUCUGUUUUGGGCAAUUAGAGGAGGUGGAGGAGCGAGUUUUGGUGUGGUAAUCUCGUAUACGUUUAAGCUAGUUCCCGUGCCGGAAACUGUUACCAUUUUCCGCGUUCAGAAGACUUUGGAAACGAAUGUGACUGCCACUGACCUUGUGGUGCAGUGGCAGCAGGUGGCUCCAACCACUGAUGACCGGCUUUUCAUGAGGCUCUUAUUGCAGCCAGUGAGUUCCGAAGUCGUGAAGGGAAAAAAAACGCUUAGAGCGACGGUUGUGGCUUUGUUCCUCGGAGGCGCAGGUGAGGUUGUGUCAAUUUUGGGGAAGGAAUUUCCGCUUCUUGGAUUAAAGAAGGAGGAUUGUAUGGAGGUGAGAUGGAUUGAUUCUGUUCUGUGGUGGAACGAUGAUGAGAGUUUGAAAAACGGUGAGAAACCUGAAACCCUACUGAAUCGGAAUCUGAACUCUGGUGGUUUUCUGAAAAGAAAAUCCGACUAUGUUGAGAAAGCGAUUUCAAGAGACGGGUUGGUGUCGAUAUUUAAGAAGAUGAUUGAGUUGGGGAAGGUGGGACUAGUUUUCAACCCUUAUGGAGGGAAAAUGAGUGAGAUUCCGUCUGAUGCGACACCGUUUCCCCACCGUAAAGGAAACCUGUUCAAGAUUCAGUAUUCUGUGAACUGGAAGGAUCCUUCAGCUGGUGCGGAUCUGAAUUUCACGAAUCAGGCUAAGAUGCUUUAUAGUUACAUGACGCCUUUUGUGUCUCAGAAUCCCCGAAGGGCUUAUCUGAAUUAUAGAGACAUUGAUAUUGGAGUGAACAACUUCGGUAAGAAUAGCUUUGAAGAAGGAGAGGUUUAUGGCAGGAAGUUCUUCAAUCAAAAUUUUGAUAGGCUGGUGAAUAUCAAGACCAAGGUGGAUCCCCAAAACUUUUUCAGGAAUGAACAGAGUAUUCCAGUACGUCCCACCAAACCCUAGAAAUCACAAUUUGAAUAAUACUGCUUUACUUAGGGCAUCUCUUCAGAAUGUUAUAUAUGUCCUGUUUAGACAACAGAACCUUAUUAUAUUUCGUUCAAAAUAAUGACAUGAAAAUAUAACUA